AGCAUGAUGCUAAUGCUAGCUCUAAUGCACCUGCAGAACAGGUCCAAUUCUUCUUCAUAAUGCAUUUUGUCAUAAUACUUCAUGUAAGGUCGCAAGAAAAUGUUUUGUUGUAUUUAUUUAGAAAUACUUUUGAUAAUAGUUGGGUAAAUGUAUACUGGGAUUGAAGCGAUGUGGCUUGUUAAACGUUUUAUUGCCAGUAUAAUGGCUGAAUAAAAACAAAAGAAUAAUGAUAAAAAAAUAAUAAGGAUUAUGUCUCAUACCUGGCGGAAGUGUGAAAGGUUUGGUUUCCUUAAACUAGUUUGUCAUGCAUCUUUAUAUCAACACGUUUACAGGUAAAACCUAGUAUUUUAAAUUUGUGAUUAAUCAUGAUUAAUCACAGUCCAUGACAGUCCAUUGACAGCACUAAUAUAUAUAUAUAAUAUAAUAUAUUAGUACUAUUAGUGCUGUCAAUCAAUAAAAAAAAUAACUAAUUAAUCACACAUUUUUUCUGAAAUUAAUCACGAUUAAUCCCAACACUAAAAAAAAAAAAAAAAAAUCAUUGCAAUAAUUUCACAUUCAAUCUUCAAAUUAAUGUAAUAUUGUAAUAUUUUUAAUGUUUGUAUAAUGACAUCUUUUUUAAGACUGAAAGCCAGUAUCACUGAUACUGAUAUCUCUAUGAAAUUGUUUUUUUCCCUGUAAUAAUUACCCAUUUUUUAGCCAUUCAACAUCAACAAUAUCAUUGAGAGCUAUCAAUUUUAACAUUUAUUAGACUACUUAAUAUAACCUCUAGUUUAAGGGAACUUAAAACAAUCUUCACAUAAACCCCUAUAAUAAAUGUUAUAUUUAGCUACCUGUGCCCUUCAGCAAGUAGGAAAUGUACAGAAGUUGAAUAAAGUCAUCAAACAAUAAAUUUUAAAUUAAAUAUAGAUGGAUCCUUAAAGCUAUACAAGUUAUUAAUUUUCUCUCUUUUAUUUAUUCAUUGUUCUUUGAUUAACAGACAUCACAACAGCUGAUUAUUAAAUUAUUUUGGCUGCUAUUACUUUAAGAGCUACCACUGCUGAACAUGAUAAAGAUUUGACACGCAUCUCCCUCUUCUGACCCACUUCAGGUCUUAAAGUCUCAAUGAUGAUGAGACUCAAUGAGCUGACGAGAUGAAUCGGGUGUUAGAUGAGGGAGACAGUGCUGGGUUGCUCCAUGACAGUUUGGAAAACCACUGCAGAGACAUGUUCUUAAAUGAGACUCAUAUAUAACAAACACAUACAUGCACAGUUUUAAGGCAGCUUUAAUUGCCUUUUUGGCAACUUCAUGACUUAACUACAACAUAACCACGACAUUGAAUGCUUGAAGUUUCUUUUGCACUUUGAUAUGAAAUGAUACAGGCUACAUCAUGCGCCAGCAUAUUUGUGCCUGCAAUUGAAGAGCACACGCUACGAGCAGUAUAACGGCUGAAAGGACAGGAAAAUUCAUUUUGACUGACAUAUGACCUGACAACAUCUUGUCUGACCGCAGUUCACUGUUGUUCUACUGAAGCUUCCUCGUCACCUGUAGCUUUUCUUCGCACAUUUGACUCGCGCCUGGUGUUGGGUUGAAGCUAGAGCGUCUGAAAGGUCUCCCAAUUUAUGUGGUUGUAAAGAUUUUCUGUGUCUCAAUAAACAUGUCUUCAGCACUUGUGAGUCAAACCUGUGUCAAUUACGUUAAAUAUUUUUAAUGUGUUAAACUGAAAAAAUAAAUUGCCUGCGUUAACGCGCUAAUUUCAACAACACUUGUAUGUAUUGUAUUUACAUACAUUGUAUAUGCAAUUAUUGUAUAUGCAAAGAAGUCAAUAUUGUUUUUUUCUCUUCAGUUCAUAGAGUCCAGGCCAGCAUGGAUGUAUGGACAGGAGUUUUUCUCUUCUGGUUUCACAUUAUUUGUGCAGGUGUGUUUGCUGAUGUUUGGAAGGUGCAUGUAGAGCCUGAAAUGGAGGCUCUGGUGUCGUCUUGUGUCGUGUUGCCCUGUUCAUUCAAAUACCCUGCUCAACAACAACCCUCUGAUCGUAUUAGAGCUAUGUGGCACAUGAAGGACAACUGGGAUGAUAUCAUUUUUCACAAAGACUCUACAAGGGUUAAAGACAGUUUCAAGGAUCGUACAAAACUGAUUGGUUCACUGGGUAAAUCCAACUGCUCCUUGGAGAUUGAUGAAGUCAAAAACCAUGACAACGGCCCGUAUUGUUUCAGGGUUGAAUUAGAGACAUCUCCCAAAGACAAGUACUCCUUUGUGGAUAACUGUGUGUCACUUAAAAUGAUCGAGCAAGCAUCAAAACCAGACCUGCAGGCCGAGCAGUCUGUGCCGGAGGGUCAACCUGCAAUCUUCAAAUGCUCUGUCCGGCACACCUGUCCAUCCCACCAGCCCACUCUCAGCUGGAGCCACACUGGAAAAAUCAUCAUCAGCUACAAGGACAUUGGUCAUGGAAACUGGGAAGCAGAGUCUAUCCUGACCUUCACCCCAACGAAAGAGGAUGAUCACUCCUCCAUCACAUGCACAGUCAAGCACCACGGGAAUGUCAAGGGAGAAAUAACAGCGACUCACCGUAUCUUUGUGAAAGAACAAGCAACUCUGAGCCACAUCCUUAUCCCAGCCAUCUCUGGUCUUGGAGCUGCUCUUUUGGUUGGAUUACUGUGUUUCUUCAUUGUCAAGAGAUACAAGAAGCGCAUUGCAGAUCUCCAAUCCAGAAAUGAAAAUGGCGUGUGGGGUCGACUUUCAAGACUAUCUCGCAGGUUUCGUUCAGGUGAUGGCAGCAGUGGUCCAGGUGGCAGAGAGCAGAGGAGGUCUAUUUGGAGUAGAUUUUCAAGGAGAGGCCAAGGGCAUCAAAUUGACAGUAAUUUUGACAGCAAGGCAAACAACGUAUGUACAGUGUCAGGAAACAAGCCUUUCUCCAAGGCUCGAGUGCCAUCACCAAAGAGUGAGGCCAAAUCCCAUUCUAGUCACAAUUAUGAUGAUGAUUACACCAACAUGGCGGACCUCAACUUAUAUGGAAAUAUCUGAUGAAAAUAGCACAUUUUAGAUGAAAACGGUAGACCUGACAUCAGGGGAGUCUUCAGGCAAACCCGUCACAUUGUAUUGCAUUUUAAGCCUGGCCUAUAAUGCCUACAUGCAUAUAGUACAGUAUUACUGUAUUUUACAUAUUUUGUUAUGAUGCUUACGUCACCAAGUUAUAAGAAAAUAAUGUACAUAAUAGUUAUAUAUAGUGCUAACAUACCUUUUUAAUUUGUGAGAAACAGUGAAACUUUUAGCUGAACUUAAGCUGAAAGUUACAGGGGUCAUGAACUGAGAAAUCAAAUUUCCCUUGAUCUUUUGACAUAUACCAUGUCAAUGUACUAUAAAAACAUCCUAUAGUUAGUUAAAAAUAUAUAUAUAUUUUAUUGAAACCAAGCUGCUAAAAUGCAGUCUUUUAAUUGCCUUAGUUGUGGUCUUUACAUCUACAUCGGACAAAUGACAAAAUGUCUAAAGACUUCCACAAAGAAUCAAUAACAACAGCAAAUUCCCUCUAUAGUAGAUUAUUUCUGAUAACAAGCAAAAUAUAUUUGCUGCCUGAAUCAGACAGACUUAUUGAAAUUGCAAAUUCAUUCUCUACCAGCAGAAGGUGCUUUUGGAGCGGCAGAAAUAGAGGUUUCCCCGGUAACGGCUGCACACAAAGCAUCGCUGGGCUCACAGUCGCUGCUUUAUCAGGCUUUACAGCAAGAUUAAAUGAAAAUGACAUCCAACAUUUUCUAAAGACAGUCGAUUUCCUUCAGAGAUACAGUGAUAUAAAAAUACUUGUGCCGCAUUUCAAUUUUGAAACGUGCAGUGCUUAUGUUUAUUAAAUUAUGGAAAAUCUAUUUGAGGCGGUCAGUUUUCAUAUUGUGGCAGUGUCACCACAAAUAAAUAAAUGUAUGCGAAACACAUCCCACAGCACAACAACCUGAGCCCAACUUCAGUCUACUCAUCACUUUAACUGCGCUUGUAGUCGGCGCCACUAGCCAGACCGAUAAACAAACACAGACUGGAAGUUAACUUCAUUGCGUGCGCCCAAUGAAACCGUCUGGAUCCAACAGUAAUGUGAAGUUGCAACACAAGUGUGAGUAAACUUGUUUUUACCACUAUUGCAUUGUCUGUUCCAGAUCAUUUGAUAUACUGAGUGUUACGUUUUUAAAACACAUGACCUGUGUUGUUUUCAGAGUAGGCCUAUAUCACAACAGCAUCCAUCUAUUAUUGUAAUAUGCGAAACUGUUAGCCAAUCAUAGCAGUGGGAGUCUUGAGCCUAUUAAAACAGACUGUUCUGCAGAGACAGUAAAAAACAAGAUAGAAAAUAGCCUAUUACUUCUUUAUUAUUUUUUAUAUAUAUUAGUGGUGGGCCGUUAUCGGCGUUAACGUGCUGCGUAUACCUUGUUCUUUAUACUGCGUAUACCUUGUAUACCUUAACAGGUGUAUACCUUGUUCUUUUAUUAAACAAACUAAAUAGCCUUAUGUUAUUUAUCUUAUUUACACGACGGCGUGUCAUUUAUGUCUCUACUUUACAUGGUCG
Molecule: messenger RNA, 4519 nt
Organism: Onychostoma macrolepis
Lineage: Eukaryota; Metazoa; Chordata; Actinopteri; Cypriniformes; Cyprinidae
Product: sialic acid-binding Ig-like lectin 14
Exons: 12
Coding region: 1747-3000 (417 amino acids)
Source: RefSeq, a predicted model, not a curated record